AUGGAUAGUGGAGUGUGUUUACCUGGUUACCAGAUGGAUAGUGGAGUGUGUUUACCUGGUUACCAGAUGGAUAGUGGAGUGUGUUUACCUGGUUACCAGAUGGAUAGUGGAGUGUGUUUACCUGGUUACCAGAUGGAUAGUGGAGUGUGUUUACCUGGUUACCAGAUGGAUAGUGGAGUGUGUUUACCUGGUUACCAGAUGGAUAGUGGAGUGUGUUUACCUGGUUACCAGAUGGAUAGUGGAGUGUGUUUACCUGGUUACCAGAUGGAUAGUGGAGUGUGUUUACCUGGUUACCAGAUGGAUAGUGGAGCGUGUUUACCUGGUUACCAGAUGGAUAGUGGAGUGUGUUUACCUGGUUACCAGAUGGAUAGUGGAGUGUGUUUACCUGGUUACCAGAUGGAUAGUGGAGUGUGUUUACCUGGUUACCAGAUGGAUAGUGGAGUGUGUUUACCUGGUUACCAGAUGGAUAGUGGAGUGUGUUUACCUGGUUACCAGAUGGAUAGUGGAGUGUGUUUACCUGGUUACCAGUACAGCCGUUAAUAAUUACAGUUCUGCUGGUCGUUGUCAUCCUGAGCAACAGACACCUCACCCUCUCACCCCCUACCUGACCACGCACCAUAACCCUCACCCUCUCACACCCUACCUGACCACCCACCUCACCCUCUCACCCUCUACCUGAUCACCCACCAUAGCCUCACCCUCUCACACCCUACCUGACCACCCACCAUAGCCCUCACCCCCUCACCCCCUCACCAGCCACCAUAACCCUCACCCCCACAUCCCCUUACCUCACCAGCCACCAUAGCCCUCACGGCCCUACAAUUCUGUCUGUAUUGUGGAACAUCUAAUGUGUGGUAUAUUGCCGUACAGUACAGUACUGUCUGUAUCCAGCAGCUAAUGUAUGGUAUAUUAGCGUAUAGUCUGAUUCCAGCAUCAUCUAAUGAGUUUUGUAUUAGUGUGUUAUUGAGGUCAUGAUAGUAGGUCACUGUGUUAUUGAGGUCAUGAUAGUAGGUCUUUACAGUUAUUGAGGUCAUGAUAGUAGGUCACUGUGUUAUUGAGGUCAUGAUAGUAGGUCAGUGUGUUAUUGAGGUGAUGAUAGUAGGUUAGUGUGUUAUUGAGGUCAUGAUAGUAGGUCAUUGUGUUAUUGAGGUCAUGAUAGUAGGUCAGUGUGUUAUUGAGGUCAUGAUAGUAGGUCAGUGUGUUAUUGAGGGGAUGAUAGUAGGUCACUGUGUUAUUGAGGUCAUGAUAGUAGGUCUUUACAAUAUGUUAUUGAGGUCAUGAUAGUAGGUCACUGUGUUAUUGAGGUCACGAUAGUAGGUCUUUACAAUAUGUUAUUGAGGUCAUGAUAGUAGGUCACUGUGUUAUUGAGGUCAUGAUAGUAGGUCUUUACAGUAUGUUAUUGGGAUCAUGAUAGUAGGUCAGUAUGUUAUUGAGGUCAUGAUAGUAGGUCACUGUGUUAUUGAGGUCAUGAUAGUAGGUCAGUGUGUUAUUGAGGUCAUGAUAGUAGGUCAGUGUGUUAUUGAGGUCAUGAUAGUAGGUCUUUACAGUAUGUUAUUGAGGUCAUGAUAGUAGGUCACUGUGUUAUUGAGGUCAUGAUAGUAGGUCAGUGUGUUAUUGAGGUCAUGAUAGUAGGUGCGUGUGUUAUUGAGGUCAUGAUAGUAGGUCAGUGUGUAAUUGAGGUCAUGAUAGUAGGUCAGUGUGUUAUUGAGGUCAUGAUAGUAGGUCAGUGUGUUAUUGAGGUCAUGAUAGUAGGUCUUUACAAUAUGUUAUUGAGGUCAUGAUAGUAGGUCACUGUGUUAUUGAGGUCAUGAUAGUUGGUCAGUGUGUUAUUGAGGUCAUGAUAGUAGGUCAGUGUGUUAUUGAGGUCAUGAUAGUAGGUCACUGUGUUAUUGAGGUCAUGAUAGUAGGUCUUUACAGUUAUUGAGGUCAUUAUAGUAGGUCACUGUGCUAUUGAGGUCAUGAUAGUAGGUCUUUACAUUGUGUUAUUGAGGUCAUGAUAGUAGGUCACUGUGUUAUUGAGGUCAUGAUAGUAGGUCUUUACAGUUAUUGAGGUCAUGAUAGUAGGUCAGUGUGUUAUUGAUGUCAUGAUAGUAGGUCAGUGUGUUAUUGGGGUCAUGAUAGUAGGUCUUUACAGUAUGUUAUCGAGGUCAUGAUAUUAGGUCAGUGUGUUAUCGAGGUCAUGAUAGUAGGUCUUUACAAUAUGUUAUUGAGGUCAUGAUAGUAGGUCACUGUGAGAUUGAGGUCAUGAUAGUAGGUCAGUGUGUUAUUGAGGUCAUGAUAGUGGGUCCCUGUGUUAUUGAGGUCAUGAUAGUAGGUCAGUGUGUUAUUGAGGUCAUGAUAGUAGGUCUUUACAAUAUGUUAUUGAGGUCAUGAUAGUAGGUCACUGUGUUAUUGAGGUCAUGAUAGUAGGUCUUUACAAUAUGUUAUUGAGGUCAUGAUAGUAGGUCACUGUGUUAUUGAGGUCAUGAUAGUAGGUCUUUACAGUAUGUUAUUGGGAUCAUGAUAGUAGGUCAGUAUGUUAUUGAGGUCAUGAUAGUAGGUCACUGUGUUAUUGAGGUCAUGAUAGUAGGUCAGUGUGUUAUUGAGGUCAUGAUAGUAGGUCAGUGUGUUAUUGAGGUCAUGAUAGUAGGUCUUUACAGUAUGUUAUUGAGGUCAUGAUAGUAGGUCACUGUGUUAUUGAGGUCAUGAUAGUAGGUCAGUGUGUUAUUGAGGUCAUGAUAGUAGGUCAGUGUGUUAUUGAGGUCAUGAUAGUAGGUCAGUGUGUAAUUGAGGUCAUGAUAGUAGGUCAGUAUGUUAUUGAGGUCAUGAUAGUAGGUCAGUGUGUUAUUGAGGUCAUGAUAGUAGGUCUUUACAAUAUGUUAUUGAGGUCAUGAUAGUAGGUCACUGUGUUAUUGAGGUCAUGAUAGUUGGUCAGUGUGUUAUUGAGGUCAUGAUAGUAGGUUGGUGUGUUAUUGAGGUCAUGAUAGUAGGUCAGUGUGUAAUUGAGGUCAUGAUAGUAGGUCAGUAUGUUAUUGAGGUCAUGAUAGUAGGUCAGUGUGUUAUUGAGGUCAUGAUAGUAGGUCUUUACAAUAUGUUAUUGAGGUCAUGAUAGUAGGUCACUGUGUUAUUGAGGUCAUGAUAGUAGGUCACUGUGUUAUUGAGGUCAUGAUAGUUGGUCAGUGUGUUAUUGAGGUCAUGAUAGUAGGUCAGUGUGUUAUUGAGGUCAUGAUAGUAGGUCAGUGUGUAAUUGAGGUCAUGAUAGUAGGUCAGUAUGUUAUUGAGGUCAUGAUAGUAGGUCAGUGUGUUAUUGAGGUCAUGAUA
Messenger RNA from Coregonus sp. 'balchen', 3300 nucleotides. NCBI's taxonomy places the organism in Eukaryota, Metazoa, Chordata, Actinopteri, Salmoniformes, Salmonidae. The record is from the annotation of a GenBank genome assembly.